Molecule: messenger RNA, 1530 nt
Organism: Synchytrium microbalum
Lineage: Eukaryota; Fungi; Chytridiomycota; Chytridiomycetes; Synchytriales; Synchytriaceae
Exons: 7
Coding region: 1-1530 (509 amino acids)
Molecular function (GO): copper ion binding; oxidoreductase activity
Source: RefSeq, a predicted model, not a curated record
AUGGGGGCUCCAGAUGGAGUACCAAGACAGAUGCUAGUAGUGAAUGGACAAUUUCCAGGCCCGCUUAUCGAAGCAAACACCGGCGAUACAAUUGUCAUAAACGUGUACAAUGCCUUGUCGAACGGCACUAGUCUUCACUGGCAUGGCAUGUUUCAAAAUGGAACGAAUUGGAUGGACGGUGCUGCUAGCGUCACUCAGUGUCCAAUACCUCCAGGAUCCAACUUUACAUACGAGUUUGUUGUUGCAAACCAGUAUGGUACAUACUGGUACCACAGCCACGCGUCGUCUCAAUAUAUCGAUGGCAUUGUUGGUCCUCUGAUAAUUCACAAUCUCAAUGACCCAAACAAGGCUUUAUAUGAUCGUGAGAUUGUGGUGAUGAUAUCUGAUUGGUACCACGACUUCUCUCAAGAUCUGUUGGUUCAGUUCUUAUCUGCCGAAGGUAUCCAAGACACUCCUGGAACAGAGCCUGUACCUGACAAUGGUUUGUUCAAUGGGUUAAACGUCUAUGCAUGCUCGGCGGAUCCAUCUAGGAUUGAUUGUACUGGAGGCAGCAUUAAUAGUUUCUCGAUGGAGCCAAAUAUGAGAUAUCGCCUGAGACUGAUCAACACUGGAGCAUUCGCAGAUUUCAUGUUUAGUGUCGAUAAUCAUACCCUGCAAGUUAUUGAGGCUGACGGCAUAUCAAUUACACCCGCUGCUGUACACCGGUUACCCAUUCAUGUGGCUCAAAGAUAUUCAGUUAUUCUCACCACAAACCAAACACCUGAUGCAUAUUACAUGAGAGCGAUUAUGAACCAGAACUGCUUCAAUUACGACAAUCCGGCACUCAAUCCCGAAACGCUUGCUAUAUUGAGGUACAGUAGUGUCAGUAUCUCCACGGUUCCAGGAGCCUCUAGUGUCGAUUGGGGUGACGAGAUUCAGACGCCUGUAUGUCUGGACUUGAACAGCAGCAUGCUAGUACCAAGUGUAGCGAUCAAUCCACCGGCAUCUACCCAAACACAAACUAUAGUUAUCAGCUUUGGGACUUACGGGCCAGGUGGUAUAUAUAAUCGAGGGUUUAUGAACUAUAAUUCGUGGAUUCCACUUGUUGGUACUUCUUCUCUUGCACUUGCACAUAGCAAUAUCUCGGCUCUGCAGACUACCGGGCAAAACUUGUUGACUUUUGAAGACACCACGGUAGUGGACUUGGUGCUCAAUAAUGUCGAUGAAGGGACCCAUCCGUUCCAUUUGCAUGGACACUUGUUCUAUGUCCUUGCUGAAGGAGAAGGCCGAUUUGUUGGAACAAUCCCCACAAAUCCUAUCAAUCCGCUACGGCGAGAUACCAUCUCUGUGCAAUCUUAUGGCCACACGGUGGUUCGAGUUGUAUUUGAUAACCCUGGUCUGUGGAUGUUCCAUUGCCACAUUCAAUGGCAUAUGUCGGCCGGUCUAUCAAUGCAAAUCGUUAGCAAUCCAACAAAAAUUGCUGCCUUCAAUAUACCAAGUCAGUUGACGAACUUUUGUUCCAACCAAGCCGGGACCUUAUUGGUCGCGUGA